Messenger RNA from Dreissena polymorpha, 1254 nucleotides. RefSeq lists its product as uncharacterized. The transcript has 4 exons. The record is from RefSeq and is a predicted model, not a curated record. Bases 1 to 1254 code for a protein of 417 amino acids. Lineage: Eukaryota; Metazoa; Mollusca; Bivalvia; Myida; Dreissenidae.
AUGGCGGGCAACGAAGAACUUUUCUACGAGAACGAAGAGAUUCCUUCUAUAGUGACAAGUCCAAUUAAAUGCCUGGGCAAGUGGUUUGAUUCAAGCCUACAAGAUCGCCACAAUGUCGAGAAGUUAGAGGAACAGGAAGUGGCUAGGAGUUCCACCCAGCUUUACCAGUAUUGGACUCCACGGGAGGAGCAACAAGUUACAGCUCCCGCUAUCUUCACUGCGACAGAGUCUGUGAGCCAGGCAGAGAACGCGCUCAAGCACAAAGAUAUUGUCGGAGUGACUGCUGUUGGACGUGAAGGAAUUGGUGCGAGAAAGGUGGUACUGUGGAGCCGAUCAGACCAGAAAGAGAGGCGUGCGAUGAUCCAGUCUGAGGUCAGGAGAGCAGAAGAAAAUGCCAGAAAAGCAAGGGCUGUAGAAAUGGGAGCGCAGGGAGCAUGUACCACAUGGGAAACCGCAGACAGGAAGUUGCCCUUGGGAGACAUCUGGAAGUAUGAGCCUUUUGGGUUUUCCUUUCUUUUCAGGUCUGUCUUUGACCUACUCCUAUCCCCAGCGAACUUGUGCCGAUGGGGACUCGCAGAAGAUCCAAAAUGCAGCCUGUGUGACAGAGUAGGCACCCUAGAGCAUGCCCUGUCAUCUUGUACUACAGCACUGACACAGGGAAGAUAUAGAUGGAGGCAUGGCUUGGUCCUCAGAGAGUUGGCUGACUGGCUAGAGAAGGAACGAAAGAAGGAACGUGGUAGUUACCCCUGCCAUGGGCACAUCGCUUUCGUCAAAUCGGGUGAGACCAUGAAGAUACAGAAACCAACAAAAGCAUCAAUUCUUGAUGGCACGAGAGACUGGAAGAUGGAAGUUGAACUUGGUAGAAGGCUUGUUUUCCCAAACGUGGUUCAGACGACCCUACGACCAGAUAUUGUACUGUGGUCAGAGACAGGAAAGAAGCUCGUCACCAUAGAGCUGACAGUACCAUGGGAAGCAAAAUGUGAAGAGGCUUACGAGCGGAAGAAGGCAAAGUACACAGAACUCAUGGAUCUGUGCAAGCAACAAGGCUGGCGUACUUGGCUAUUUCCCUUGGAAGUUGGCGUUAGAGGGUUCUGUUCGCAGUCCGUGCACAGGCUGAUGACAGCAGUAGGAACUACUGGCAGGGAGAGACAAGUGGCUAUUCAGAGACUGAGCCAAGCAGCUGAACGGGCAUCAAGCUGGCUGUGGCUGAGACGAGAGGAGAAGAGCUGGAGGCCAUCAACCAACACGCAGUGA